AUGAGCCUCGAUGUAAUCGUCGGUAUCACCGUUGGAUCAUACUGCUUGGGCAGUCUGGUCGGAUGCGGUAUCAACUUCUUCAUCGGAGACUGGCUCGGCAGAAGACGCAUGAUAUGGCUCGCGAUGAUCUUGAUCAUCAUAGGCGCGACUCUUCAGACUUCAUCGGUCAACCUUGCUCAUCUCAUAAUAGGCAGAGUCAUAACUGGCUUUGGUACUGGUAUUGAUUCGUCUACUGUUCCCAUGUAUCAAAGCGAGCUUUCGAAGAAGGAGUCCAGAGGACGACUGGUCAGCUGGGAGAUCUGGUUCAUCGGAGUUGGAAUCGUGCUCUCAUACUGGAUCGAUUAUGGCUUCUCUUACGUCGAAUCCCACGUUGCAUGGAGAACACCAAUCGGUCUGCAACUGAUAUUUGCAAUCAUCGUUGUGUUCGUGGUAUGGGGUCUGCCAGAAUCUCCACGCUGGCUCGCCAAACGAGGUCGCAUCGAGGAAGCGGUUGAAGUCAUCUGUGCAGUAUGGGACCUCCAACCGGACGAUCCCUACGUCGUUGAAGAAAUGGCCGCUAUCCGCGCUGCAGUCGCUUUGGAGCAGUCAGAGGGCGCACAGUCUACGCUUGCAGUCUUCAAAAACGAUGCUCUCCAAACACGUCGCCGGGUCAUUCUAGCGUGGUUCGGACUUUUCAUGAACCAGAUGGGUGGCAUCAACCUCGUUGUCUACUACAUGCCGACUGUUCUUGUCCAAAAUGUUGGGUUGAGUAGGAACACUUCUCUCCUGAUCGCUGGCUUCGUUCAAUGCAUGUUCAUUGUCGGCAAUACACUUCCGGCUCUGGCUCUCGAUCGCAUGGGACGUCGCCCGACCAUGAUUUGGGGUUGCGGUUUGCUGAGUGGGUGCAUGAUGAUGAUCACGAUACUGCUUAGCAUCGGAGAGACGAAUACUUCAUCCGCGGCGAUUGCAUUCUUCUUCUUAUUCAUGCUGAUUUUUGGUGCUACGAUCAACGUGGUCCCAUGGGUCUACGGUCCAGAGAUCUUGCCUCUUGAAGCCAGAACUCGCGGCACAGCGAUCUCAGUCUCGGCUCAUUGGCUGUGGAACUUCUUCAUCGUCAUGAUCACACCUGUCCUGAUCAAUCGCAUCGACUGGCGUACUUACAUCAUCUUCACAAUUACCAACGCGGCCUUCGUACCAAUCGUCUACUUCUUCUACCCCGAGACGAGCAACAUCAGCUUGGAAGACAUUGACAAGAUCUUCCUUCCAGCGGAGAUGCAAGAUUACGCUACAAGGAAUUCGAUCGAGGUGGUGGACGGUUCUGGUUCUUCGAGCAAAGGCGACGUCACGAACCAGGUGGAAAAAGCAGUGUAG
Molecule: messenger RNA, 1350 nt
Organism: Pseudocercospora fijiensis CIRAD86
Lineage: Eukaryota; Fungi; Ascomycota; Dothideomycetes; Mycosphaerellales; Mycosphaerellaceae
Exons: 6
Coding region: 1-1350 (449 amino acids)
Biological process (GO): carbohydrate transport; transmembrane transport
Cellular component (GO): membrane
Molecular function (GO): carbohydrate:proton symporter activity
Source: RefSeq, a predicted model, not a curated record